This is a messenger RNA of Chiloscyllium plagiosum (whitespotted bambooshark), 1239 nucleotides long. The record is from RefSeq and is a predicted model, not a curated record. NCBI's taxonomy places the organism in Eukaryota, Metazoa, Chordata, Chondrichthyes, Orectolobiformes, Hemiscylliidae.
AUGGAUAAAGGUGAAUCUGCAGGUGUGAUGUAUUUGGAGUUCCAAAAGACAUUCAGUGAGGUGCAAGACAACGGGCCAUACAGCAACAUGAAAGCUCUUGUCGUUGAGGAUAUUAGCAUGGGUCAAGGGUGGUCCAGAGAACAGAGGGCUGUGAUGAAAUUAUCAUUUUCGUAUUGGCAAACUAACCGAGAGGCUGAGAACCUCUACGCUGGGAUCCAGAGUAAUAACUACAACGUGCGCUCGGACUCACUGAAGGGACUGGCAGUCCUCUCCAAGGAUAUCACCUUUGCCCAGGAGUUCAUCAGCAAAGAUGGGAUUGCUGUGCUGGUCCGCAUUGUGGAGAAUGGCCAUGACACCGGUGAGAGCUUGGCUUACGCCCUGAGUGCAUUUAUCGAGCUGAUGGAACACGGAGUCGUUUCCUGGGAAACCCUCAACCAUGUUUUCAUCAAGAAGAUUGCAGGGUUUGUGAACAAAUCUGCGAUGGAUGCAUCGAUCCAGCAACUAUCCUUGGCAAUUCUGGAGAGUAUGGUACUGAGCAGCAGCUUCCUGUUCCAACUGGUGAAGAACGAGGUUCCUCUGGACAGACUUAUCGCUCACCUGCAAGUGACAAACCAGAUGAUCCAAACGAAAGCGAUGGCUCUGAUCAUCGCCCUGCUGCUGAGUUCAAAGGAUGACGAGAGGAAGGAAAUGAUGGACUUCCUCAACAAGAGAAACCUCAGGCAGAACAUUCAGAGGAACAUUAUUCUGAGCUCUUCAGCAGUGAGGGACGAGAUGGCUCACUACUUGUAUGUUCUACAGUCCAUUUCCCUUAACCUCCUCGAGCCCAGGACAAAGAUUCCAAUGGACCCUUAUAACCAGGAGCAGAGGGAUAUGAUCCACCGGCUACGUCAAGCAGCCUUUGAGUCUGAUGCUGAUGCCUCUGCUGGCAACUUUAACACAGACCGGCGAAAAUCUUUGUGCGCCAGGGAAUUCAAGAAGCUUGGUUUCUCCUGUCUUCUGUCCCUCAGUAAAACCACCCAGAAACACAAGGAUGACAGUAUCCUGUCACGCAGUAUUUUUGGUGCUGUCCUAUUUCCAUUCCUGGUCCAGGCAGACAUUUUGCGGAUGAGCCACAACUGGACAGUGGCUUGGAUGGGGUGUUCACGCCAUGCGGAGACUGAGAUUCAGACGCGUGAGAAUAAGUGGUUGAAGAUCCCACUGUUCCUCAGACUCAAGACCCCAGAUGGACGCUCCACGUGA